CGUCUCUUCUGCCGAGAGCGCCGGAAGCAACCGUUCCUCUUCCCAGUCCCAUUCCUCCGUCUCUUCACCCAUUCCUACCUUCCCCUCUGGACCAUGCACCGUCGUUCAAGUCUUGCAAGCCCUUCGUACCACACAAGAUCACAUCCUUCAUAGCACCGCCGCGUUCAUUGGUGCCGCCCAAUAUCACUCUCGAGCCUCUCACCCUGCCAGCAAAGGUUACCUCGUUGCUCUUACGAGGGAUGUCGUUGACUUUGUCAGGAGGUUAUUGGUUAUUGCCGAUGCCAUCCUUGGCAAUGCCACCGUCAGAGCUGGCAGAGCCCGAGAAGUCGACAUGGCGCUCGUAUACAAGACGAGGCUAUAUGUCGAGAUGAAUAGGGUGGUUGAUGCUGUUCGGGGAUUAACUGCGCUCCGACAUGAUGAUGAGAGUGAUGCUGGAUCGUCUGCCCACGGGGACGCCGACGGCGACGAUGAAGAAAAAGGCGUCGCACUCAAACGGGCACAUUUGGCCAACAAAUGUGCUGGAGACCUGGUACUCGCGCUCAAACUUUGUCUUAGCUUCCGUAUGAGCAAAGUGGCGGGUCUCACAGGUGAGGGCGGGCUCAUGAUCGACAUUCCAGAAGAGCUCUCCCAAAUUGGCACGACCCGAACAAGUACCGAUAGUCAACCCCAUUUCAUUAUCCCCCCACGCAAAACCUUUACAACCAUCCCUGCCUCCGCGAGCACGACAACGACCGCGACGACUCCUUCUACCACCCAAAAGUCUCCAGAAAUUCGAGCAUUUUCACCACGUACCAACGAACGGAUUACCAGGACGUACUCUCGUCUGGAUAGAGUUAACGGGGGUGCAGUCAUUGAAGAGUCUGCUCCUUCUGCAAUGUCCACCAGGGCAAGGGCUCUCACCACUCGCAAUCCACAGCUGAGCCAGGUUGGUCAUUCCGGCCUUCACAAGAAGGCUAUCAGCAUGAUGGGUAUGAAUUCUGUCUACCGUAACGGCGCAGUGGAAGCGCGUACUAUCCAAGAGAGGUUAAGAGCACUUCGCGAGGAGCGACCAGUCCAGUUCAGGCAGUCGCAAUCGACCCAGUUCACCGACGACGAAAUUCCAAUAUCGUUCGAGAUAGGAAGUCGAGAUGAGGAGUCGGAUCGCGAGCGACGCCCACUCUUGAUGUCAGAGCCAGAUGAUUCUGACAGUCGCGAAGGAGCAGUCCAUGUUGACGCGGAUGAGCCUCUGCUCGAGUAUCGCCGUGAUGUCCGCGACUCUCAAGAUGGUACCAGAAAGCCAAAGUCGAUUCGUCGGUCCAUUGACGAGGUACGACUUUCGUUGGAGCGCGGCUUGACCAAGAGGCCGUCGAUGAAUCUUCUUGAGCCGGCUUCGCCGCUUGAUGGCAACGAGGAGAUUGUGGACUCGGAAGAUGAGAUCAUUGAAGAAGAAGAAGAGCCCGCUGAGUCACCUACUGAUACAAAAGAAACUCCGGAGACGACCACUAUGACUCCCCAACCCGAUCAGCCACCCCGACCUGCUCACGCCCCUCCUCCAAAACCGGCUCACCACGAUGGCUUUGUUGUCUCAAGCAACGGAAACAUUGUCUUCAAUAGCGCUGGUGUCGUUGUUGGUGCUACACUCCAAGCGUUGGUCGACCGGAUUACUCCUUCUGACGUCUUGUGCGACCAGCAACUUGCAUCUUAUUUCCUCCUCACCUUCCGCCUCUUUGCUACCCCCGAAGAACUCGUAGAUGCCAUUAUAUACCGCUUCAAGAACCCCAUGAAUGGCACCCAAAUGCCUGACAGUGCCGACCCCAUGGUGGCUGUUUCAGACGAUCAAAGAAACAAGACCUCUGACAUUAUCCACGCCCGUGUCAUCAAUUUGAUCAAGGAGUGGACAAGAGCCCACUGGUACCCCGCUCGCGACAUUGAAGCACUUCCCAAGCUCAUCGAGUUUUUCAAAGAGUUGGCCAGCGGGGCCAGUCCUAAGCUUACCAGCACCGCAAAGCGUAUGCUUACCUCUCUCGAAGAGAUGAUGGCGAAGCCAAAACUCGAUGCCAAAGCCGGACCUUUCGCCGACUCCUUGGAUCGAAUGAGGUCUGCCGGUCGACUAAGAGACCAACAACAAGCCCUCAAUGCCGCUGCAGCGAACACUACUUUGCCCCCCACUACCCCUAUAUCGGCAAACCCGGCGUCCGAUGCCACUCCUGCACCGGAGCUAAGCAAGAGCCUCUUGAACAAGCUCAAGGCGAAGCAAUUUGCUUCUCUAUCUCCUACUGAUUUUAGCCCUAUCGAGAUGGCGAGACAGCUCACCCUACUGGAAUGUCGUCUCUACUGCUCCGUACCUCCGGAGGAGGUCCUCGAGAUUGGCAUGAGCGGGAAGAAGACGCCCAAUGUCAAGGCCCUCAGCACUCUUAGUACCGCUAUCACUGGAUGGGUCACUGACCUGGUCCUCAAAGAGGGUCUUGAUGUUAAGAAGCGUGUCGCCAUCAUCAAGUUCUUCCUCAAAGUCGGAAAGGAGUGCCUCAAUUUGAGCAACUUUAGCACGCCCCGUUCCAUCAUGGCUGCUCUUGGGUCAACGCCGGGAAUUUCACAAAAACAUCGAGCUGUAUUCCAAGAGAUGCACGACUUGCAAGAUUACAGCCGCAACUCUGCUCGUUACCGCGAGAGGCUCCGCCGUACUGUGGCGCCUGCCGUUCCCUUCCUUGGAUUAAUCUUGACCGAUGUGACCUUUACGCGAGAAGGGAAUGGUGCCCAUAGACCAUCUCCUGCUGAUUCCAACAAGAUGCUCAUCAACUUCAAUCGGUACAACCGACUUGCCAAAAUUCUGGGUGAUAUGAUCCGACUACAGCAACCGUAUAGUCUUAAAGAAAUCCCCGAGGUUCAGCAAUACCUCAAUUUCAUUUUGGAUCCCAGUCGCAUGACAGCGGAUGAGGAGGUGCUCCACCGUCGCAGUCGUCUCAUUGAACCACGUGUUGAAGAUGACAACAGGCAAGCGAAAGGAACUGAUAUCUUCGGAUGGGCCUCCAACUUCGGAUCCGUUCGAGGCAAUCCAAUGACGGUUCUCGUGGCCAUAGGAAUUUUAGGAUAUUCCUCUGAUUCGUUGGACUCGACUGUGAGAGAAAUACUUAGGAAAUGCAAUGACAAUUGGUUAGUGGAAGACGUGAACGAGCCCAACUUGGUUUCGACCACAUUUCACGACUAUGGGGUCAGUAAUGUUGAACGUGCCCAGGUGCGAAGUAAAGGGGAAAGAUUCAACGUCGGAGCGUUUUUAGAGGAGACGAGCCCAUAUGCGUGGUCUUCGCUCGGUGUUGGUCUCUGUCUCGGCCUGAGCGUCCUAGGAGCUGGAUGGUCAGCGCUCGCGAAAGAAUGA
This is a messenger RNA of Acaulospora colombiana, 3352 nucleotides long. NCBI's taxonomy places the organism in Eukaryota, Fungi, Glomeromycota, Glomeromycetes, Diversisporales, Acaulosporaceae. The record is from the annotation of a GenBank genome assembly.